AUGGCAAGCAAAGACCCUCCUACCGCGGAGGAGAGGGCACGAUAUGAAAAGGUGAAAGAUGAACUUGUGAAGAUGAUUCAGAAGAAAAGGGCCGCGGACAGACAACUUGCACAAACAGAAGUCCUAAUACAUACACUAGAAACGUCUUAUCUCGCUGAAACCUCCACUACGGGUAAUAUCAUCCAUGGAUUCGACGGAUAUCUUAAGCCCACUCAAGGUGCUGCGGCGCGUAGAAAGCACGAUAUUGGGGAUGGUGACCGGUGGUUUUCAACAAGUAGUGGAACAUGGCAGAAGUCCUUGGAUCUUCUCGGAGAAGGUGAAGAUUCGACACCUGCACCUGACGAUAUGAGGCUUCAAACAACACCAGGGCUGACUACUGUUGUCGUACCUCCGGCUCCACGCACGCAAGAGUUAACUGCUGCGCAGCAGAAAAAGCACCGUGACAGAGAAUAUCAGCGACGCAAACGCGCUAUGCGACGAAGUGCGGGUACUGUCAGCGACGAAGACUCGCAAAGCAUCGGUACAGGAAGGCGUCCAAUGAAACGCGCGAGGAUAGCAGAUGAUGAUUGA
Molecule: messenger RNA, 570 nt
Organism: Suillus discolor
Lineage: Eukaryota; Fungi; Basidiomycota; Agaricomycetes; Boletales; Suillaceae
Product: histone acetyltransferase subunit NuA4-domain-containing protein
Exons: 3
Coding region: 1-570 (189 amino acids)
Cellular component (GO): NuA4 histone acetyltransferase complex
Source: RefSeq, a predicted model, not a curated record